Molecule: messenger RNA, 1278 nt
Organism: Encephalitozoon intestinalis ATCC 50506
Lineage: Eukaryota; Fungi; Microsporidia; Unikaryonidae
Product: DNA polymerase delta regulatory subunit B
Exons: 1
Coding region: 1-1278 (425 amino acids)
Biological process (GO): DNA strand elongation involved in DNA replication; DNA replication
Cellular component (GO): delta DNA polymerase complex
Molecular function (GO): DNA binding
Source: RefSeq, a predicted model, not a curated record
AUGGAUGAUCUGGCAUCGGUGAGCUACGAGCACCAAUUCAACAGAACAUAUGAUGCAAGGCUUGCAGAGUUAAAGCCUUAUAUUAUAAGGUCUGUAAGGGCCCAGAACGGGGUUCCUAUAUUGGACACGAUUCUUGGGGUUGAGGAGGAGUUGGAUACCUCAACAUGUGUGAUUGUCGGGACUCUUUUUGUGGCCAGCGACUUGAAGCCUUCGAUAUUCGACAAGAUCGACAGAAAAUCCAAGAAGCUCAAAGAGGUGGAAACGAAGACAUACUACACAGAGGACAUAAAAUAUCUCUUAGAAGACGGGAGUGGGAGAAUAGAGCUUGAGUUCCUCGAUGUCGGGGAUAUAUACCGGAAGCAUUUUGUGUUAUGCACCGGGAUGUGUGUCGGAGUCCAAGGAAGGAGAGCAAAAAAGGGAAAAUUCCUUGCAGAGGACAUUAUUUUCCCGUUUUCGAAUCCCCGGAGCCUUCCUUUGGGUUUUAGCGAAGUAAGGCCAGGCAAAAGGCUCUGCUUCAUAAGCGGACUUUCUCUAGACGAUGGAAGUAAAAACAAAGAAAGAAUGAUGGUUCUAUGCGACUACCUGAGAAUCGUUGGGGUGAGCGAAUAUGUUGUCAUUGGAAGUUUUUUUGGGGAGAGCAAGGAAGUCAGUAGACAGAUGCUUUCUGAGCUGGAUGAUGUUCUGGGAUAUGCCAAGGCAAAGAUUAAUCUUGUUCCAAACACAGGAGACUUUGGAUCGAAAAUUCUACCUUUGAUGCCUGUCCAUCCAAAGCUGUUUACAUUUGCUGUGGCUUCUCACGCAAAUCCCUGCCGGUUGGACAUAGAUGGAAGAAAGGUACUAACCACAACAAGAUUUGUGAUUGAAGAUAUUCUAAGAUAUCUCCCCCAGGACCUGAAGGAUGUCCAGGGAGAGGCCUUUGAAUACAAAAUGCAUCUGGACAUGGAGAAGAUAGAAGAUAUAAGGCCAAAAAGUAUGAACAGUGAAAGGAACAUUAUAAAUGCAAUGAGAGUGCUAAUGAAAGCGGGCCAUGUCUGUCCAACAGCCCCUGAUACUGUGCCAUCGGUGCCUUUCUCAGGAAAAGACCUAUUUGUUGUGGCGGAUCCAAUCGACUAUUUCUGUGUAGGAGGCACCGACGAGUUUCUUGAUGGGCAAUCCGAAGAUAACUCCACAUUGUUUUUUACAAUCCCAAAGUUUUCCAAGAGACAUGAAGUGGUUGUUCUGGACACAGGAACAAGAGAGCUGGAAGUGGUGAGAUUUGAUAUGAAGGAUUUCGAUUAA